This is a messenger RNA of Eublepharis macularius, 993 nucleotides long. Its product is annotated as zymogen granule membrane protein 16-like. The record is from RefSeq and is a predicted model, not a curated record. Bases 113 to 622 code for a protein of 169 amino acids. The transcript has 4 exons. NCBI's taxonomy places the organism in Eukaryota, Metazoa, Chordata, Lepidosauria, Squamata, Eublepharidae.
GGUGGGGGAUAAAAGGAUAGAGGAGGAAGUUGACUUUUAAUAUAAAUGAGUGUUUUUAAAUAGGUGUCAUUUUAAACAUUUUAUCUGAAGGAGGCAAGCGGACAUUAGAAGGAUGUUUCGUUUCACUCUCCUUGUGUUACUCUGUUGUGCCACCUCCAUCAGUGCAGGAGCAAUUAAGAAACGUUCUGCUUCCCAUUCUGGCGAGUAUGGGGGGAAUGGAGGAUUGCGCUUCUCACAUUCAAUAAACCAACUGAAUGGACCUAUAACCGCCCUUAAGAUUCGGGUAAACCCAUCAUACAUCACGGGCCUCCAGGUCCGGUAUGGGAAGGAAUGGAGCGACUACGUGGGUGGCCCAUCAGGUGAACUGGAGAUGAUCGUGCUGCACCCAGGAGAGUCCAUCACCCAAGUCUCGGGGAAGUUUGAUUCGUACAUCCGCAAACUUAAAUUCCAAACCAACUUUGGACGGCGCUUUUCUUUUGGAGUUGAUGUGGGCACCAGUUUUAGCGCAAGUCCGCUCUUCCCAGGAGCUACUCUGAUUUACAUCAGUGGCCGCUCUGGCUCUUGGAUUGAUGCCAUCAGUUUCCACUGGAACAAUAAGCCUAAUGGAGGAACUGGACAGUGAGGCCAAACUGUUUAAUGGAUAUGAGGGAGUGGAGGUGGUCUCUUCCAUCCCUCUCUGUGAGCUUUAUCAGUUGCUGUAUAUGAUGAUUCUUUCAGCCACCUCAAUAUUCCUUGUUCAUCUAUGUUGCUUUUUCCAGUAUUUCUUCUAGCUGUGUACUUCUUCCCCCUUCCCUCAUUCCCAUACCAACUCCACCCCCCCUUCCAAAGUCCACCAGUUAAUCCAACAUUUUCUGUCCUUCUCUUGUAAAUCAGUUCAAGCACUUAACUAGGCAUCUCAUUCAUGCCUUACUUCUCUAUACCUUCCUCUCCAGUGAAAUGAAAAGCUUUGCUGGCAAUGACUGCCACACAUUAAAAGGCAAAUUUGAAAAUGUU